Messenger RNA from Tachysurus vachellii, 4428 nucleotides. It is a transcript of the gene lpp, whose product is annotated as LIM domain containing preferred translocation partner in lipoma. Lineage: Eukaryota; Metazoa; Chordata; Actinopteri; Siluriformes; Bagridae. Gene Ontology annotation, biological process: cell-cell adhesion. The record is from RefSeq and is a predicted model, not a curated record. Bases 270 to 1961 code for a protein of 563 amino acids. Gene Ontology annotation, cellular component: stress fiber; focal adhesion. The transcript is spliced from 12 exons.
CAUGGGCAACUUCUUUGGGGCUGGAAUUUGCUCCUCUGACGUCACUGCCUGUUCCUCUCCCAGAUUUGGGAAAAAAAAAGUUGUUUCACUUUAAGUGGGAUCUGAAACCCAGAUUUCAUAGAAAGCGAGGUUUCAGUGUGUGUCUAAUCAGACCUUGUCCAGAAGAGAAAAUACUGGAUUGUUUCUGAAGAACUGAGCUAUUGAAGUCAUUCAUCUUUAGAGUUAGUUGCCUGUGACUCAUCGCUGUCCAUCAAAGAAAAGUCCUAAUCAUGUGGAGUGGCCAGAACAAUGGAAGCCAGCACGGUCAUGUGACUGCCAGAAUGGAGACCAGUUUGCCAAUGGGAACUCCGAGCAUCUCGGUAUCACAGCACCAGUCUCCGAAAAAGUUCGCUCCUGUAGUGGCACCAAAACCCAAGUUCAACCCGUACAAGCCUCCAGGGGACACUACACACGACAUUGCAGGUGAUUACCCUCCACCACCUCCACCUAUAGUGGACACCAGCGGUUUGCCAUCUCCUCCGUCCUUCCCUCCACCUCCACAGAUGGACGAGAGCUCCUAUGGAUUUCAGAUCAAAGGACCAGAGAAGACCCUGGAGGAGAGACGCUCCAGCCUGGAUGCUGAGAUCGACUCUUUGACCAGUAUCCUGGCCGAUCUGGAGAGCAGCUCGCCCUAUAAGAGCCGCACGCCUCAGAAUUCUGGCACCCUACCGGUGACAAGCCCCAACGCUCCAGUUACAGGCUACAAACGCAUGGUGAUCCCCACCCAGCCACCUCUGACUGCGACCAAGAAAUCCACUCCCAAGCCUCAGGCACCUCCAUCUGCUGCUCCAGCCUCCUCUCCAUCUCCUUCCUCACGGCCUCAGCAGCCAGUUCCUGCUUCCUACAGCACGGCCUCUACCCCCAGCCAACCCACGUUCAGUGUACAGGCUCGAGCAGCUCAACCUGGCCCUCAGCAGCAGCAGCAGCAGCAGCCUGCCCGAGCCACAUAUGCGCAAGGGCAGUACAUACCCACCCAACCUCGAGGCCCUGACUUUGCCUAUGGGCCUCCACAGCCAACUUUCUCCCCAGCUGGAGGGUACCACGAGCCACACUAUGGAGCUCCGGCCCCUGGAGGCCAGAACACUUGGAGAGCUGAGCCAAGCCAUCAUGCUGUACUACCACACAAUCAGAGCUAUCAGCCUCCUGCCCCAAAGAAGACCUACAUCACCGAUCCUCCUCCCAGCAUGGCACCUUAUGGAGCAGGAGCCAUGGGAGUUCAGAAGGCUCCAGGUCAGUCCAUGGCUCACCCUGAGGAAGAGUUGGACAAACUGACCAAGAAGAUGCUAUUCGACAUGAACCACCCACCAUCAGAGGAGUACUUUGGUCGCUGUGCAAGCUGUGGGGAGAACGUUGUUGGUGAAGGCACUGGCUGCACUGCUAUGGAUCAGGUCUUCCAUGUGGACUGUUUCGUGUGCAUGACCUGCAACUGCAAGCUGAGAGGCAAACCCUUCUACGCCGUGGACAAGAAGGCUUACUGUGAGCCGUGCUACAUUAACACCUUGGAGACCUGUAAUAUCUGCAGUAAACCCAUCAUGGAGCGGAUUCUGCGGGCGACGGGUAAAGCUUACCACCCACACUGCUUUACCUGUGUGGUGUGUCACAGGAGCCUGGACGGCAUUCCGUUCACCGUGGACGCCUCCAACCACAUCCACUGCAUCGAGGACUUCCACAAGAAGUUUGCCCCUCGUUGCUCUGUGUGUAAAGAGCCCAUAAUGCCUGCUCCUGGCCAGGAGGAGACGGUCCGCAUUGUGGCCCUAGACCGAGAUUUCCAUGUGCAGUGUUACCGCUGUGAGGACUGUGGCUGUCUGCUCUCUGAGGGUGAUAAUCAAGGCUGUUACCCAUUGGAUGGUCAUGUUCUCUGCAAGAACUGCAACACCAGCCGUAUCCAGGCCCUGACUGCCAAGGCCACCACCGACCUCUGAGUCUAUUCUGUUCACACACACAUACACACACACACACACACAAAUACACACACACACACACACUCCUAAAUCAUCUGAUAGAAUAUGGCUGCAUUUAGAAAUAUCCUCACGCUUACAACUUGUACAAGCACACACACAUACACACACACACGCUGUUCAUUACGAUCACAUUGUACACGUUUGUUGCAGUCAGGCAAAAAAAAAAAAAAACAUUUUAUCUUUUUCUUCUGUAUGUAUGCUAAUAAAAAACAAACAUUUAAUAAUUGAUUGAAACUUUAAAGGUACCAUGACUAAUGAGUAGAACAAUCCAGAUGAGAAUGGAUUACAUAAGGAUAGGUAUGAUGACAAAUUGUACUUGCAUCUCUUGCUUUAUUGUUUAUUGUCUAUCUUCCAUAUGGCCAGUGGUCAAAGAGCAAAAUGUGUCAGGGACCAAUGCGUAGCAAAUAACAUUUUGUUCACAGAUAUUCCUACAGAUUCAAGUCAUCUGUGUCCCCUGACAGAGUUAUUACAGCCAGGAGUCUGUCUAAACAUCCAGCUCAGUCAGUCCAUCAUGAGCUUUAACAUUAUUCUGUAUCCUAAUCUUAUAUCUGCCUGUGCUUUCGAAGUGAAAACAGAACCAUGAUCCACUUAUUCGUUAGGAUUUUAUGACAUAGUAGCCUUGCUUUCAUCAGUCAGCAUUGAUAUUAUACUCAUAGUGUACGUAUGUAUUCAUUUGAUUCACAAUAACAUGAUACACAUGGUGAUGGGACCACACAUGUAUGUAUCGACAUGCACUUACACAGACACACACACACACCUAGACAAAAAAAUGCUCUUAUUUCUUCUUAUGGCCUUAUAAAAUAUAUUAAAGGGCUUUUGGGGGUUGUUAUUUGGGUGAAUAAUAUGCAAACAGAGCUUAAACAUGUACAAGAUAUUAAAGCUCUAGUUCCAGGUGUAUAGAUGUGGUGAAGAUGAAUCGCAGGUACACAAAUAUCAGUGCAUGUCGAGGGAAAUACAUCAAUCAAAUAAACACAAAUAGGAUUUGACAAAUAGGCAUUUCUUAAAAAUCAGUUAAACAAAAAAUAAAUCUGUAAGACUUGGAUUCAAACAACUGUCACUGGAGCGACGUUUACAUUCUUUGACGAAGUGUGUAUAUAAUUACAUACUUAUGCAGUUCGUAGAGAGGUUUAUUAUAUGGAAUAGGACUGUGAACCCAAACAUAUAUAACCAAAGUGUGAGUAAUGCUGCAGUGUACUGCUGCUUCCUCCUAGUAUUCAGUAUACUGCUUUCCACAUAGCACAAUUAUUCUAUUUAUAUGCAUAUCAUGAACAAUAACGUGUUUAUUGCAACAGUUGUAUUAAUACAAAUUCUGAGAAAUGAGAAUCUGAGUAAAUGAGAAACUUACGACGGUAUCAAGUGAAAAAUCUGAGAAACCUAAGGCAGUAUAAAGUGCCUUAAAUAUUUUUUGGUUAGUACAGUCCACAGAAAGAGAAACACUGCAAUGAAAUCAGUUAUGGUGUGACAAUCAAACCAAGAGGUUAAAAUGGUAUUAAAAAGAAUUCAAUCCUAGAAGAUUAUAACCAGAGUAGUUUAAAAACAAUAAAAGAUUUUUUUGUAGGCUCUUAUAAACCAUACUAUGAGCAUUCAUUCUAAUAUUGUCAACUUAUGAAAUGUAGUAUUAGACCUAAAUAGCAAAGAAAGUAUUAUAAUGAUUAGGGUAAAAAAUUGUAUUAAUAGGAUUUAAUUUUUAGCUUUAUAAAAGAAUAACAAUAUGCAAUUUCCUUUUUAUUAUUGCAUUGACACUUUAUAUAUAAUAAUAUGCAGAACCUAUUUUUUUUUUUUUUUUUUUUACUCUUCAGGAAAUAUUUGAAUUGUGAGUAAGCAAUAAGUUUUCAACACCACACCUCUUCCUCCUGUGUGCUGUUUCUGGUCAGUUUCAUCAUCCUGCUCUUAAGGUGUUACAACACAGAGAGGUGGUUAUUCUUUAAGUAGCAAAGGCACACGUGUUCUCUGUUUUCUGUUCUUGUGCGCUUUUGUUCAAAUUGUAGUACUGCUUUUACUGUUUCUUUAUAUUUUUAACUGUGUUGCUUCAUUAGUGAGGAAAAAAACAAGGGAUUUUAAUGAUGUAAAAACAUUAAAGUGGAAUUGAACACGAGGACUAAAAUGUACUGUGUUGCUCAGGGUGGCCUCAGUUAGAUUUGUUUGGCCUCAGUCAGGUAUUUUCUAGAUCGGACCAUAAAUUUACCAGAGCUUAAAUGUUCCUGAAUUUUCUUACGUUUUUAAGAAAACCCAUUAGUGUAUUUGGGGUUAUUCCUGACUGUUAGAAAGGAUAUAACAGGAGAAAGGAAAUUUGUUAUUAUGAAAUCUUCGACAAGUUGAUCAAUUAGCAAUCUUCAUCUAUGUUUUAUGUCAAUUUUUGAUUUUGUACUUAUUCCCUCACUGUCUCUGUAUUAGUUCUUCUAGCCUUAAUAAACUUUUUUUCGCAAAA